UAAGUCUGUUAAAAUUGUUCAAAACAUUUUUCAGCAUAAUUGUGAGACCUAGGUCUUUGUUUGCUUUGAUGAUACAAGGGGUGUUGUAAAGUAGAGGUGACGUUACUGGAAUAAAACACUGAAGUAGUAAAGGUUUCUCUCACAAUGGGGCUUGGUACUCGAGGGUCACGGUCAUCCUCGGCUGAGGUCAUUCAGGUCCACAUGUUUCUUGGGUUCCUGGUGAGACUAAUUUUUGUCUCAUAUGGAGAAUACCAUGACCGGACUAAGGUUCUGAAGUACACUGAUGUAGAUUACCAUGUGUUCACUGAUGCAGCACGAGAAGUUGUAGAAGGUGGGUCACCCUUUGACCGUCAAACAUACAGAUACACUCCUUUUUUGGCCUGGCUCUUGAUACCAAAUGUACAGUUAAAUUUUGCUUUUGGAAAAUUGUUUUUCUCUUUUCUAGACUGCUGUGCCUCUCGUGUAAUAUAUGAAAUUCUUAUAUUGGAUGGCCAGAGCAAGAUAACAUCCUUGAAGUGUUCCUUCUUGUGGUUAUACAACCCACUAGUGAUUGGGGUGUCUACACGAGGAAGUGCAGAAUCCAUAAUGGCAGUGUUGGUCUUGCUCACAAUUUACAUGAUGAAAAUGAGGCUCCAUAUUUUAGCUGGUAUCUUUUUAGGUGCUUCAGUUCAUUUUAAAUUGUACUCAGUGAUUUACUGUCUUCCCUUAUACUUGUCUUUAUCUAGUGUCAAUCAGCAAGUAAUUGGUUGGAAGCAGUUUCUUCCUAAUUAUUCAAAGAUGAGAUUGGUAUGUGGCACAGUUUUGGCAUUUGUAGGGCUCACUGGCAUGGGAUAUAUUCUUUAUGGCGAGCAAUAUAUUGAAGAAGCUUUCCUCUAUCACUUUUCUAGAAUUGACACACGGCAUAAUUUCUCUGUGUACUUUUAUCUCCUUUAUAUUGGGGCAGACUUCCACAUCCCAGGGUUAAGUGUUGCUACAUUUGGUCCUCAGCUGAUACUAGUAUUUGCUCUUGGUUAUAAAUUCAGGAAUCGUUUUGAUGUACCUUUUGCACUCUUUACUCAGACAGUUGUGUUUGUCACAUUUAAUAAGGUUGUAACAUCUCAGUAUUUCAUGUGGUACCUUUUAUUACUGCCUUUGGUUGUGCCACGGCUUAGUGUCUCUUGGCAGAAGGCCAUUGUGCUUGCCUCACUCUGGAUGGGAGCUCAAGCUUCCUGGCUCCUUCCAGCAUACUUACUUGAGUUUCAUGGAAUUAAUGCAUUUGUACCCAUAUGGCUGGAAGGUAUUGCUUUUUUCUGCUGUAAUGUUGGUGUGUUGAUGGCAUUGUUGUCAAGUUACCGCCCACUUCCUCCACUGCACCAUCUUAGCUCCAGGAAAAAUAGAUAGGCUGUCUAGCAGGAAGAUCCUACAUAAAAGUGAUAUUUUUGUUUUGUUUUUCAGGAAAAAUAUAUUUGAAAGUUGGAACAGAACUAAUUUUUGUACACACAUAGUUGAUCCAGAAGUCUACUGAAUGCUCACCUUUUACACUGCUCUGAAUCGUUUCUGUAUAAUUCUGUACGUACUAGUGAUAGAGACUACAUAUAUAACCAGUGUGUACUCUACUCGUAUUAGUAAGUGAAGAGGUCUCUUAUUUUCAUAAUUCUCCAGCAAUGCAAGCUUGUUCUUUUUGUUAAAUUCCUUAUUAGCUCAUCAUUGAUAUCUAGUAGGUAUGCAAUACUUACUAUUCAUAUGUGGUCAUGGUGAAUGGAAAUGAGAUGUGCCCUCACCAGUUCAUCGGAAGCUGGUGCCACAUUGGCCAAAUUAACUCUUUCCUCAACAUGUUGGAUGCUUUCUUGACUACAAAAUUUUGAAUUUCAAUGGAAAGACUGGUAUCCAGAUCACAUGAAUUCUUUGACAUCAUAAUAGAAUUGAUAUGAAUUAAUAAUUUUACUUUUGCCAUAAGGUCUUUUUGCAGAAAUGUUCAGAUGUGCUUUGUAACUGACCUUUACACAAUAUGGUGCAGUGAAGAUUUGUCCUCUCACCUUGAGGCCCCACUGUGAGGGAAUGUUUGUGAAUGUUUGUGCUAUUUAGACUUCUUGAAGGGCUGUCCCCACAAUUGAACCAUGCCUGGUGGACUGUGCCCUGUCACUAGGCAAAGUCUGCCGGACUCAUUGGGGCACUGGAUGGUGUUACUCACUUUGCUGCUGGUAGCUAAUGUGUGGUGGUCAGAUGGUCAUGGCUAGAGGUUUUGCUCAGUUAUUGGCAUGGGCAUUCCAUUGGCUUGCCUCUCAAUUUUGCCUCAGUAACAUCAAGUGAGUAACCAUCAUGCUGUGCUUGAUUGUGUGGACAGAGCCAAAUUGGGAUGUCUUCCCUGUAUGUUAACAAUAUGAAGGCAAUUCAGUUUUUGCAUUUUUUAACCAUGUAAUGUUCUUGUAGUGCAACAAAAUCUGCAUACAGCAUAGAUUUGAUUCAUAGAGCUUAAGACAAGAAGAAAAACCUGCCUUUAGGAAGGAAAAUCACUAUAAAUGCCAAGCUUCAUCCUCCACAAAUUAUUAUUGAAUAUUCUUGAUCCUCUGUAAAACCAUCUUUUGCUGCUAUUUGCCAAGGUAGUUUACAGUAUAUUACUAUGUUAAUGUAUUCUGUUCCUUCAGUUGAUGCUCAUGUAGACUUUAUCCAGUUUGACACUGCCCUCCCCACCACCCCUUUUUUCUCUCUCCAAUGCACAAAUUUCCAGUGGUUGUUAAAGUUGUUUGAAGCCUAAAGAAGCUCAUCCACUCCAUUCUAUCUUUAUAGUAUGUGAAUGUAAAUAUGUACAUAUACAAGCUUGCUUUAAUCACUAGUUUUUUUUUUUGCCAUGGGUCGUUAAACAGAGCCAUUCUUACCCACAAAGUAAUUUGAUACAUGCUGUGCUGUGUAAAGAAAUAUAGUGAGGUGAGGAAACAUGUAUCAUUCUGCAGAGGAAAGGUAAUGUUAGCUUUCCUAGUCAGUGCAUGAAAGACAAUAACCCACUGUUGUGCAUGGACGUUGGCAAAAUAAGCCGUGACUAAACUGAACCCACACAGACCUGCUCAUGUUGACUUUUCUAGUCAUUAUGCAAAAGACAAGUAUUAUACAUAAAUGUAUGCAAAAAUAAACAUAGAUUUGAAGUUA
Messenger RNA from Portunus trituberculatus (swimming crab), 3123 nucleotides. It is a transcript of the gene PIG-M, whose product is annotated as GPI mannosyltransferase 1-like. Bases 145 to 1380 code for a protein of 411 amino acids. Gene Ontology annotation, cellular component: glycosylphosphatidylinositol-mannosyltransferase I complex; membrane. Lineage: Eukaryota; Metazoa; Arthropoda; Malacostraca; Decapoda; Portunidae. The transcript has a single exon. Gene Ontology annotation, biological process: GPI anchor biosynthetic process. The record is from RefSeq and is a predicted model, not a curated record. Gene Ontology annotation, molecular function: GPI mannosyltransferase activity; alpha-1,4-mannosyltransferase activity.